AUGUCCACUUUUUCACAACAGCACACCCUCAAGCGGUUGCCUAUUCCGCCGCUUGAGAAGACUUGUGAAAAUUAUCUCAAUGCUCUAAAACCCUUGGAAACUGAAAAGGAGCAUGAGAAGACCAAAGAGGCGGUGAAGCGGUUCUUGGAAGACGGGUCCGGUGCUUUCUUGGAUACUGAAUUGAGGAAAUAUUCCAAGUCUAGAGCUUCCUACAUUGAACAGUUCUGGUACGACUCCUACUUAAACUACGACUCCCCCGUGGUGCUCAACUUGAACCCUUUCUUCUUGUUGGAAGACGAUCCGUUCAAUAACGAAUCAACUUGUGUCAACCCGCAGGUCAAGAGAGCUGCUUCAUUGACUCUUUCGUCCUUGAAGUUCAUCAGGGCUUUGAAAAACGAAACCUUGCCCACUGAUACUCUCAAGAAUGGCCAACCACUUUGCAUGUACCAGUACAAGAAGCUCUUUGGCUCCUCCAGAAUCCCAACAGAGGACGGUUGUGUCAUGCAAUCGGACAACAACUCAAACCAUAUUGUCGUCAUGAGCAAGUCUCAAUUCUAUUGGUUCGACGUUUUGGAUACCGAGAACAAUUUGCUCUUGUCCGAGCAAGAUUUGACCAUCAACUUCACAUCGAUCAUCCAAGACUCGCUCCAGACUCCUUCCAAUGAGGUUGCAAAAUCCUCCUUUGGUGUUCUUACCACGGAGAAUAGAAGAGUGUGGGCUAGAAUUAGACACUCUCCCACCAUCUUGGAUAACCCCAAUAACAACGAGAUCUUGUCCAUCGUCGACUCUGCACUCUUUGUUAUCUGUCUUGAUGAUUUGGUUUUGCUGGACUUGAGUGAUUUGGCAAAGAACAUGUUGUGUGGUUUGUCAAUUGUCGACAAUGGUGUCCAAGUCGGUACUUGCACCAAUAGAUGGUACGACAAGCUUCAGAUCAUCAUCACGCAAAACGGUAAAGCCGGCAUCAACUUCGAACACACUGGUGUUGAUGGUCACACCGUUUUGCGUUACGUGUCUGACAUCUACACUGACUCUAUAUUGUCGUUUGCUCAGUCCAUCAAUUCCAAUGCUCCAGCGUUGUGGAACACCUCUGACCUGGCAGCAAGAUCCAACUCAAACGAAGGACGCACAGAUUUAGUCACCAUUCCUAGAAAGCUCGAAUGGGAUUUGACGCCAGACUUGUCUCUUGCCUUGCGUUUCGGUGAGACAAGAUUGUCCGACUUGAUUAACCAGAAUGAGUUCAAGCACUUGGAGUUCAAGAGCUACGGCUCAUCUACCAUCAAAAAGAUGAAGUUUUCUCCUGACGCUUUUGUCCAAAUGGCUUUCCAGGCUACGUACUACGCCUUAUACGGCAGGGUUGAGUGCACCUACGAGCCAGCUAUGACAAAGCACUUCUAUCAUGGCAGAACUGAGGCUGUGCGUACUGUCAGUCAAGAGUCCAACCUUUUUGUGCGUAAAUUCUUCGACCCUAACAUGCCUAACUCGGAGAAGCUUAAGUACCUCACAGAUGCUUGCAAGAAGCAUUCUGAGCAGACAAAGAGGUGCACCAAUGGUGAAGGUAUCGACAGACACUUGUUCGCUCUUUUCUGCGUCUGGAAACGUUAUGUGAGCGGUGAACUUCCCAAUGAGUAUGGUGCUACAAGCAUGAAAGAGGAUGACACAAUUGUGGCAGACCAUCAGAGCGAUUCAUCCGAGCAUACUGUCGGUGGCAACAACGAGCCCAGUGUGAAGUCCGAAUUGACAGACUUGCCUGCAAUUUUUGCCGAUAACGGAUGGGAUAGGUUGAAUAACACUAUCCUCUCUACUUCGAAUUGUGGUAACCCUUCCUUGAGACUUUUCGGAUUCGGACCGGUCAGCGCCAACGGGUUUGGUAUUGGCUACAUCAUCAAAGACGACUCCAUAUCGAUUUGUGCUUCUUCCAAGCACAGACAAACGAGCCGGUUCCUUGUCACAUUGGAGUCCUAUUUGGAUGAGGUUUACCGUAUCUUCAAAGAAGUCAACGAGGCAGCAGAGAUUCACGCUCCUAUCGACACGAAGAUUGAAGAGAGUGAAUCAUUACCAAAGAUUGUUACCAAACAGCCUGCUCCAGUUAAGGACUCUUUGAGUACCUUGUUGGGUGGUUACGGCUACUUUGAUAUGGGUGAGGAGGACAUCAAAUCGAGAGGGCAAUCACCUGAACCUCCAUUUAUGCACCGCAUGGACAGCGGCUUCUCUAUUCGUGACAUUGAAAGGAAAUUGCGUUUGUCAGAAUACUGA
Candidozyma duobushaemuli is the source of this 2253-nucleotide messenger RNA. RefSeq names its product carnitine O-acetyltransferase (gene CTN1). The record is from RefSeq and is a predicted model, not a curated record. Gene Ontology annotation, biological process: carnitine metabolic process. Gene Ontology annotation, molecular function: carnitine O-acetyltransferase activity. Lineage: Eukaryota; Fungi; Ascomycota; Pichiomycetes; Serinales; Metschnikowiaceae. Gene Ontology annotation, cellular component: mitochondrion. The coding region runs from base 1 to 2253 and encodes 750 amino acids. The transcript has a single exon.